AUGGAAAAGAAGGAUAGUGAUUCCAUAAUUUGCAUUGGAAUAGAUUCUGAUGAAUCCGAUGACUUAUUUGCCAAAAUUAACAUUUCAUCGGAGCAGCACCCUCCUGAGUGGCCGGGAUGUUGUAUCUACAGGGUUCACCAGAAACUACGCAAGAUAAAUGAAAAAGCCUACACCCCGAAGUUAAUCUCAAUAGGGCCCUUUCAUCAUAGUGGAAAUGAAUUCAAGGACAUGGAAAAGCACAAGGUGAGAUAUUUUGAGGAUUUCUUGAAACGAACCAGGAAGAGGAAGGAAGAUCUUCUGGAGAUCAUUAAAGUCGAGGAAGAAAAAAUCAGUCAUUGCUAUUCAGAAAAACAGAUAAGUUUUUGUUAUUCAAAAGACUGUAUGCUCGAAAGUGAUAAUCAUUUUGUGAAAAUGAUUCUAUUGGAUGCCGUCUUUAUAAUUGAGCUCUUCUUAAAGGUUCAAGCCUACAAAGUAAGAAAAAAUGAAGAUCAAGAUUAUAUUCUACGGAAACCAUGGCUGUUAACUGGUAUAGCAUAUGACUUGAUAUUACUCGAGAAUCAAGUUCCUUUCUUUAUUCUUGAGAAAUUAUUUAUGUCCGCCUACAAUAUUGUUUCUCCCUGUUACAACCAUGGCGGAGAGGAUGCUCCCUUUGUUAAGCUCUCCCGCAAUUUCUUUGAACCCUAUGAUAAUGAUAAGGAGUCCAUCAUCGACAAGGAAGUAAAACAUUUCACAGAUUUGCUAAGAUACUUUUUAUGUCCAAAACAAGACCUGAAGAUGAAAGUACCAGACCUGAAGAUGAAACCUCACAAAGAUUGUCUGGAUAAUCAUCCAUCCAACAAAGAAAAAGGUCUGGAUAAUCGAAUAUGUGCCACAAAGCUUGAGGAUGCAGGAUUGAAAUUCAAAGGUAUAUAUCAUAAACGCUUACUAGAUAUAGGAUUCAUUACGAAUCCUUGCUUGAGAAUAUUUCCGUGCUUCAAUUUGUCAUGGCUCUUGGCUUGCUUACCAUGCUUGAAAAAGAUCUCAUUACUGAAGCGUAUGCGGCCUAUCUUGGAAGUCCCAGUCUUUGUGAUUAACGACUAUACUGAAGUUAUUUUCCGAAAUCUCGUCGCUCUGGAGCAGUGUCAUUACCCAUCUAAAACUUACAUCUGCAAUUAUACUGCGCUAUUGGUCUUUCUAAUCAACAGUGUAGAAGAUGUGGAUUUGCUCGUUGAGAAAAGGAUCAUUGAUAACCGUAUCGGUAGCAACAAAGCAGUGGCGGAACUAAUUUCCAAACUUUGCGAAGUUUGCGUUGAUAUUGUGGGUACUCCUCAAUCCUAUUACUCCGAUAUAGAUGAAGAAAUUAGGACGUACAGUGACAGCCAAUGGAACCGCCACAUGGGAAACAUUAAAAGAAAGUAUUUCUCUGAUUUUUGGAAAGGCGCUGCAACAAUAUUUGGAGCUUUUGUCUUGCUUCACCAGUUAUGGGGUUGGGUUCGGCCUUUUGUGAUGGACAAAUAA
Molecule: messenger RNA, 1497 nt
Organism: Alnus glutinosa
Lineage: Eukaryota; Viridiplantae; Streptophyta; Magnoliopsida; Fagales; Betulaceae
Product: UPF0481 protein At3g47200-like
Exons: 1
Coding region: 1-1497 (498 amino acids)
Source: RefSeq, a predicted model, not a curated record